Diaporthe amygdali is the source of this 1818-nucleotide messenger RNA. RefSeq lists its product as uncharacterized. Gene Ontology annotation, biological process: inosine biosynthetic process; adenosine catabolic process. Bases 1 to 1818 code for a protein of 605 amino acids. The transcript has 3 exons. The record is from RefSeq and is a predicted model, not a curated record. Lineage: Eukaryota; Fungi; Ascomycota; Sordariomycetes; Diaporthales; Diaporthaceae. Gene Ontology annotation, molecular function: adenosine deaminase activity.
AUGGGCCCAAAAUUGCAGAGAAGGUCCAGGCCGAGAGCCUUCAACGUCAAGUUCCUCAACCUCAGCAAGAUGGUGAGGAAGAUCGCUUAUAGAGCCGAGCCCUAUGACUGGGACACAGUCGUCCCGCUCGACCACAUUAUCGAUCACAAGCUGGAGACGGCCGGCCUUCCCCAUGCACCCAGGGUUGAUGAUUAUCAGAAGGGGCGCGAGGAGCUGAAGAGGCGUGAGGCAUCGCUCGGCUUCGAGUGGAAAUGCGCCAGCCGCGCGUCAGCCAAGGAGCAGCGGGUAAAUCGCAUCCUCCAACGUCUCAAGCGCCAUGACGAGGAGGAAGUCUACGCAAAGGAGCCACCACAGCAGGGAGUCACCGGACAGUCACAUCAACGAUUCGCGGGUGACCAUUUCUUAUCAAACAAGGCCCUGAUCGACAGGACAAAGGUCUUCAAGCUCGCCAGGCGGGCUCCCAAGGGCGCACACCUGCACAUCCAUUUCAAUGCAUGUCUGCAGCCCAAUGUGUUGCUCCAGAUUGCGAGUGAGAUGGACCAGAUGUACAUCACCAGCGACGUACCGCUGCACACAACAGAUGAGGAACACCCCAAGCGGUCCACGCGAUGUAGGAUACAAUUUUCCAUCAUUGAUAUCAAAGCCAGCAAGGGCAAUCUGUUUGAGUCUGGGUACAAAGAUCGCGCGCCUAUGAAAUUCAAGGAAUUCAUAAAAGAAUUCCCACGGCACUACCGCGGGGCAGACGCUCUGGAGUGGCUGCAGGAGAAGCUCGUUUUCCGCGAGGAGGAGGCCCAUGACCUACCCCAGACAGUCAGCGGGGCAUGGGAGGAAUUCAACGCCCGCACGCAGAUGAUGAAAGGGUUGUUCAACUACGAGAGGGCGUAUCGCGAGUACACACGCAGGUUCCUAGAAGAUUUCGUUAGCGAUAACAUCCAGUACGCCGAGAUACGGCCCAACUUCAUGGACACGAACCAGGUCUGGACCGACGACGGGACGCGCAAAAUCGACAAUGUUGGCAUCAUGGAAAUGAUCAUUCAGGAGGUCGAGCGGUUCCAGCGAGAAAAGAAAGGCAGCGACACCUACUUCGCGGGCCUCAAGGUCAUAUACUGCUGCCCACGGUCCUACCCUAGGGAAAAGGUCGCCAACGGGCUGGCCGAAUGCCUGCGCUUCAAGAAACGUUGGCCUGGCUGGAUAGCCGGGUUCGACCUGGUCGGCGAGGAGGGCAAAGGCCGGCCGCUGAGCACCUUCGUGCCCGAGUUCCUGCAGUUCCAGAAGGAUUGCGCGGCGGCGGGCGUCGGGGAGAUCCCGUUCCUGUUCCACUGCGGCGAGACGCUCGAGUCCGGCUCUGAGACGGACGACAACCUCCUCGACGCGCUGCUGCUCGGGUCGCGCCGCAUCGGCCACGGUUUCUCGCUCUCGCGCCACCCGUACCUCAUGGAGCGGAUGAAGAAGGCCGGUGUAUGCGUCGAGUUGUGUCCCAUCUCCAACGAAGUGCUGGGUCUGACGCCACGGGUUGGCGGGCAUGCUAUGUACAGCAUGUUGGCUAAUAAUGUGCACUGCACUGUGAGCAGUGAUAAUGGGACUUUGUUCAAUUCGACUCUCUCACACGACUUCUACCAGGCCAUGAUCGGCAAGUCCGACAUGACCCUUUUCGGCUGGAAGCAGCUCAUCGAGUGGAGUCUCGAGCACGCCUGCAUGUCGCCCGCCGAGCACCAGGAUGUGCGGCGGGCGUGGGAGGUGCGGUGGGAGAGGUUCGUGGACGAGACCCUCGAGGAGUUUGGGGCAUUUGACAGCGAUUUUGAUGACAAAGGAAAUUAA